AUGGCAUCCCCAAGCCAAACACAAGGCUCAGCGCCUCCAACACAACCCGUCUCGCCCCCGGCAGAUUCCACGACUAACGGAGUCUCUGCACCCACCGUGACCCAAUCUCAGGCCAAUGCCUCAUCAGGACCCCCUACAACCGCAACAAACCCCCAACCACCACAAGUGCCAGGCACAUCAGCCCAAGAUAGCGGCAAAUCACGCCGGCCACGUGAUGUACGGCUAGUGCAUAUGCUCCUGGCCUCACUCGGCGUGACCUCCUAUCAAGACCGCGUCCCGCUCCAACUCCUCGACUUCGCAUACCGCUACACAGCCAACGUGCUUCAAGACUCCGUACAUCUCGCGACAGAAGGCUACGCAGCCGCCACAGACAGCAGCUCGGGCGCAAAGGGGAGCUCGGAAGUCAACAGUGUUUCCCUGCCGGCAUUGCGGCUGAGUAUCGCCUCGCGCCUACAUUUCCAAUUCCAGACCGGCCUGCCGAAAGAAUUCCUUAUGGAUGUCGCGUCGGAACGAAACCGAAUUGCUUUACCUGGUGUUUCGAGGGGCUUUGAUCCUGCUGUUGGGGCUGCUAAUGGCGCUACUGGUGCUGCCAACCAGAGUAUCAUGAUGGCUGGUAUGCGCUUGCCUCCCGAGCGCUUCUGUCUUACAGGCAUGGGAUGGAAUAUGAAGGAUGAGUGGGAUAGUGAGGGCGAGGAGGAGGAAAUGCCUGAUGCGGUGCAGCAGGGGUCUGGAAAGGCAUUUGGUGGUGCUGAUGGCGCCGAGGACGGCGAAGAUGGCGGCGAAGACGAGGAAGAUGAUGGGAAGAUGGAGGAUAUCUUCGGCGAGGAUACAGCCAUGGGUGAAGCGGAGGAUGAGGAUCGCAAGAUGACUGAUGUUUAA
Penicillium nucicola is the source of this 879-nucleotide messenger RNA. Its product is annotated as putative transcription initiation factor TFIID, 31kD subunit. Gene Ontology annotation, biological process: DNA-templated transcription initiation; RNA polymerase II preinitiation complex assembly. The transcript has a single exon. Gene Ontology annotation, cellular component: SAGA complex; transcription factor TFIID complex. The record is from RefSeq and is a predicted model, not a curated record. NCBI's taxonomy places the organism in Eukaryota, Fungi, Ascomycota, Eurotiomycetes, Eurotiales, Aspergillaceae. The coding region runs from base 1 to 879 and encodes 292 amino acids. Gene Ontology annotation, molecular function: protein heterodimerization activity; RNA polymerase II general transcription initiation factor activity; transcription coactivator activity.